Aspergillus puulaauensis is the source of this 1062-nucleotide messenger RNA. RefSeq lists its product as uncharacterized. The record is from RefSeq and is a predicted model, not a curated record. Bases 1 to 1062 code for a protein of 353 amino acids. Lineage: Eukaryota; Fungi; Ascomycota; Eurotiomycetes; Eurotiales; Aspergillaceae. The transcript has 5 exons. Gene Ontology annotation, molecular function: protein binding.
AUGGCCUUCGACUGCUACUGCGCCAUCUGCGGCGUCGGCUUCUCAGGAAUGCGCAUUGGCUCGCCCUCCGAUGUCACAGCCGCGCGACGACAGCAGUAUGUGGACAGCGUCUCUCGCGCUACUACGCCUUUAACCCCCCAGGAAGACGAGUCGAUAUACAGCUACGACCCGCGCUUGGUCGAUUCGGAGAGUGUCGUCUGGACAUCCGAGGUGCACUGUCUCGGAGUGCACGACGUCCAGGGCAAGACCAAAGCGUUCGUCUCCGGGCCUGGAUAUUACGCAGAUGCCGGCGAGCUGGCUGUGAAGAUGGGACAGCGUGCAAAGCGAACAUACUUCAAUUGCUACGGCUUUGGCACAGACGAAGCCCCUGGCCCCGUGGUGCCAUUCCACUGGUGCUGUUUCCAGAUCCUCCUCCGCUCUCUGACAGGCUCUGAUGCUCCCAAAGACGCCAACCUGGACGUUCUUUACGAUGCCAUGAUGAGCCUGUGCAAUGUAUCAGGGUCCGCGCUGCGACUUGCAUACGGCGACCAUGUUGCGCAUGCACAAGGACAGUACUGGCAGUGUCUCCCUGGAACAGAGUAUUCCGUGCGACAUCCCACAGGCGCAGCCGGCUUCGAAGAGCUCGCACGGAUGCAGAUCGAGACCACAGGCAGGCUCCGCGCACCUUCAAAGCACUUUGAUAUCGGCAACCGACAGCCCAGAAACCCUUUCGGCGCGCUGCCAGCUGAACUAGUCUACCAGAUCUGCUCUUUUCUUCCAGGCGAGUCACUGAAGUCUCUCAUCCAGGCCUCUGCCUUCAUCCACCUCGUCACCCAAGACGACUACUUCUGGAGAUGCUUCAUUCAGUCGGACAUGCCGUGGCUCUGGGAGAAGCAGGUGCUGCGCCAGUCAGACACGGACCUGAACCACAAGCAGGUCUAUAUCUGGCUGGACGCAAUCACUGCUCCGAAGUACGGGCUGGAAGACGCGACGCUGAUGGGCAUUGCCAACCGUCGGCGCAUCUGGGGUGCUUGCGACGAGCUGUCUCGGAACUACAAGGCACAGUGCCAGUCAACCGAGUAA